ACGUGGGAGGAUUUUAUUGACUCAAUAAGGUGUAGCUGCUCCAUCUGGUAGCCUGGGUUUCCGUGAGCUGUUUUUCUCGGGUUAUAAUAUCCUUGUUCCCUCUGGACGUCUUCGUUAUGAAAAUUCUUCUGCUAGCAGCCGCAGUCGCGUGGCUCGUGUGUAAAGGUGAGGCGCUGUCGUGCUACUCCUGUGACGCAGUAGACACUGAUGCGAUCUGUAACCGGAGCGGGGAGGUGAAGUGUGGGGCGGGCACUGAUACCUGCUACGCCAUCAAGGGAGGUCUGCAGGGAGGACAGUUCGUGGCUGUCCGGAAGGGCUGUACCAGUCUGGACAAGUGUCGCAAGGUCAAGGACGAACAGCCGUGUGACGUCACGCAGCUUCACUGGGCAUGCGUGGAGUGUUGUCAGACCGAUAGCUGCAACAGGGUGGCGCCCAGCCCGCCAUGACGUGACGUUUACAUCAGUUUUUCAAAUUAAAGCUGCAUUGUGAAACAAUAGGACAACAUAAAAAAGGACAUUUUCU
Molecule: messenger RNA, 522 nt
Organism: Branchiostoma belcheri (Belcher's lancelet)
Lineage: Eukaryota; Metazoa; Chordata; Leptocardii; Amphioxiformes; Branchiostomatidae
Product: synergistic-like venom protein
Exons: 3
Coding region: 117-446 (109 amino acids)
Source: RefSeq, a predicted model, not a curated record